Triplophysa rosa is the source of this 1904-nucleotide messenger RNA. RefSeq names its product PRKR interacting protein 1 (gene prkrip1). The transcript has 6 exons. Gene Ontology annotation, biological process: negative regulation of protein kinase activity. The record is from RefSeq and is a predicted model, not a curated record. Gene Ontology annotation, cellular component: nucleolus. Gene Ontology annotation, molecular function: protein kinase binding; protein kinase inhibitor activity; double-stranded RNA binding. Lineage: Eukaryota; Metazoa; Chordata; Actinopteri; Cypriniformes; Nemacheilidae. Bases 74 to 628 code for a protein of 184 amino acids.
GAUAUACAAACUCACAUAAACGAAGCGAGGAAGAACUGAAGCUAAAGCUUGAAGAAGAAAGCGCUAAAGGGUCAUGUCUGAGGAUCAGAAAAAUGCUCGAGCUGAGAAAGCUCCGAAAAAAGAAUCUCAGCCUUUAAUCAUCGCUAAAACUCCAGCACAGGAGCAGCGAUUGAAGCUGGAGAGACUGAUGCGAAACCCCGACAAAGCUGCGCCCAUACCAGAGAAACCAAAAGAGUGGAAUCCAAGAGCUCCACCAGAGUUUGUGCGCGAUGUGAUGGGUUCCAGUGCUGGAGCAGGCAGUGGCGAAUUUCAUGUGUAUAGACAUCUGCGGCGCCGCGAGUAUCAGAGACAAGACUUUCUGGAACGAUUGUCUGAUAAACAAAAGAUGGAUGAAGAUUAUAUUGAGAAGCUGGAAGAAAACCAAAAGGCUGCUGAGGAUAGAACAGCCAAGCGUAGAAAGAAAAGGGAGAAGUUGAAACAGAAGAAGCUGAUGGCCAAGAAAGCCAAGUUGGAGAGCCAGAAAGAUGGAGGCGAAGUUUCGGAGGAGCCAUCACCAGUAUCCUCUUCUGAAGAAGAGGAGCGAGAAGAUGAUGCUGAGGCGCCCAGCUUCAUCAUGGGCCAGAGGUGACCGCGUGAGAUGGGCUCACAGACUCGACACUGUCUAUCAGACGUCUUUAAGAAACCAGACGCACCUCAAACUUUGAAGAUUUAGAAGAGGCGUGUGCUGAAAUUACAACAAAUUCCAAGUCUGUGUUUUCAGAAGCAUGCUGUCAUCAUGCCAGCCUGAGUCAGAUGUCAAACUCUUAAACUGGACAUUUAAUAUGUUGUUGUAUUUUUUUUUAUAUGGUUGUUCAUGAUGACAUGUGUUUAGGUUGCACCCCAUGCUGUGUUUGUUUCUGUAAAUAUGCAUUUUUAAUAAACAACAAAACGAUAGGUGUGUUUGGCAUUCAUUAGGAAAUUCCCACAGCGCCUUGAUGUUUGUUUUAUUUUAAAUUAUUAUUUAACACGUAAUGCAGAUUCUGAUAAUACUGUAUGUGUGUUAUUAAAUACUGCACUUCAGAGGCUACAAACGAUAUUUCUCAUGAAUAAUUCUUAUGUAUAAUGGACCAUAAUUGGCUGCUUUUUAGUCUCCGCUCCUGUAAAACUUCAGUUCUGCAAAAAGGUGAAAACGGUUAUUGUGUUGUUGCAUUAUCCCAUGUUUCUGAACUUCAGAUCAUGUACCUCUCAAGUCUUGAUAUGCUUUUAUAUUUUCUUUCGCAGCAAAUCUGCAUGGAGCUAUUGUCUUCCAGUUUUCUGUGGGUCUUUUACUGCUACCUUUUUUUAAAAUACUGUCUAUAAAUAAAUAAAUGAGAAAAUAAUGCAUCAACAAAACACACUGUAACAAUGACAAUCGUUCCUCACUUGACAACUAAUGUUUCAUCUGAAUGCACAAUAAUACCAGUGGUGACAGAGCAACUGUGUAAAUAUUCAUUAGUCAAAGUCACAUCUAGUUAAUCUUUAUAUAGAAUCACAUUCCUUUUAUACAUUGUGAAUGUGCAGUAUAUUGUACCCUCCACCCUGUAUUACAGCUCUCUAAAUCCUGCUCAUACUUUAUAGUCUGAUUCACCACAAUAGGAUUUUGGAUAUUGUUGGAUUCCUAAUACGUCACAUCUCAACUCACCCUUCCAGUCUUUGUCUGUGAUGUUUGUUUUGAGCUUUAUGUUAUUCAUAUACAGACCUCAUGUACAAAGUACAAACUGCGCACAAAGAGAAUGAAAUUCCCUAAACACAAUAUUUUGAGUAAGCACAAAAAGGCAAAGCACAAUUUUAUGUACUCUAAACUAAUAAUGCAAUUCUAUAAUUAAUAAUGAGUUAAUAAUAAUGAUUAUUAGGUGAAGAAUCGGUAUUGUUAAUGUGUAUCAUUC